GCUCAACAGAUGUCAUCGACAACAUGCAACAUGAAGAGAUAGUAAAAGUAAAAGUGAUGAUACACUGGGUCAUUCAUAGUAUACUUGGUCUCAAGUGAUGAUCGGGAAUAUUUGAAAACCUACGAUAGCCAUACGAAGCACACCAUAAUGACGGCACCCGUACGACCUUUCUCUACCUUCUCCCUCCUCGUCCUCGCCUCGUUAUUACCAUCGAUCACGGCCAGCAAAAGCGUAGUGACGCUCGGCUACCAACCUUCGACCUGUACAGACGGUUGCCGGGACGCUCUCCGCCUAGCCUCAUUCGCGGACCACAACCCAACCGUAGGGUUCUAUACCGGACAAUGCACUUCCAAGCUCUUCGUUACAUCCCUAGCCGCUUGCAGUAACGCAUACUGUACCCUCAAAGAAACACGGGCUGGAUGGGAGACGUUCGAAGAGAUCUGCAAGGACUACGGAAAAGUCCGGUUGAUGAAGUUUGAAGAGGCUUUGGAGCUCGUCCCUGAGCAGGUUGAGGUGGUCAACACCUUAUCAUCGACGGACAGGAAAGAGAUUUGGGGGGAGACUAUCUUGGUCAGUCUGGAGGCUUUCGAUGCGGGAUUCAGGACGGAGCGUGCCUGGCAGCGACAGAAUACUUUGCAUCAUGCCUUCGGCUGGUGCAUGUACGUCUUCCUCGCCUUCCUUGUCAUCCUCGGCAUCUCCAACCGACUUCUGGCCACCUCCGUCCGUCGGACCCCUUUCCACCGUCUCCGUACCCCCUUCCAGACAACCACCUCUCCUUCCCUCUACACCCGCCUGAACACGUACACGACCAAGUACAUAACGGCUCCCAUGUUCUUCCGGUACAAGAACACCUCGACUUGGGGCUGGAUCAGACUGCCUAAUCGGAUACAAGGUAUCCUGGUGGGGGUAUAUGUAGGACUGAAUGUGCUCUUCGUCUUCGUUGGGUAUGAGACAUUUGACGACAAUCUUUAUUGGAGAAACGAUCAGGGAGCUCAGCUGUGUCGAUACGUAGCGGACCGCACAGGCAUCAUGGCCAUCUGGAAUCUCCCCCUCCUCUGGUUGACAGCCACCCGGAACGAUAUUCUACUCUGGGUAUGCGGUUGGUCGUUCGCCGACCUCAACUUGUUUCAUCGUUGGGUCGGGCGGGUGGCCACGGUGUUGGCGGUUAUACAUUCGGUAGCUUACGCUUGGAUAGCGAGGAGUCAUCUGGCUAGAAAUCUUGCCAAAGAGUAUUGGUAUUGCGGUUUGAUAGCCACAGUCUCCAUGGUGCUGUUGAUACCGCUGUCAAUCAGGUCCAUUCGCAUGGCAGCGUACGAGGUCUUUCUGGUUGUGCAUAUCGCUCUGGCGCUCGUCUGCCUGGUAACCAUGUUCUACCAUGUACGAAUCUUCAACGGGUCUUACGAUCCCUGGCUUUGGGCCUGUGUCGGCAUAUGGGUAACAGAACGCUUUCUCCGGCUCGUUCGUCUCGUGCUAUUCAGUUGGAAAGGCCUGAAUUGGUCCACCUCGAACGCCAUCAUCACCGCCGAAGACUCAUCGGAAGAUCACCUACUACGGCUCACCGUUUCCACUGCUCUAACGUAUACUCCUCAACCGGGGACAUACUACUUUCUCUACUUCCCUUCAACUUGGUCUCCUUGGGAAAAUCACCCUUUCACUUUAUCAGGAUGGAGUAAGCGGGCGGAUGGGCAGACAGACCUGCAUUUCUUAGUCAAGGAGCAAAAGGGGGCGACUAGGAGGUUGGCGCGGCGGACCAGGAGGGCGGGGAAUCGGUUGGAAUGCAGAGUCUGGGUAGAAGGGCCAUAUGGACGAUCGGCUCCGCUCAAGGAGUACAAGAAUGUUUUGAUGGUGGCUGGAGGUAGCGGGAUAGCAAGCGCUCUGCCUUACCUGCAGCACUUUCGGGAAGUAUUUGGAAACGACUCGAAACACCGGAUGCUACCUAGCUCAGUCCGCCUGGUCUGGAUCGUCCGGUCACGCGCAUACGCGAAACGAAUUGUUGAGCGCGACCUGCAGCGAGAGUUACCUGAAGGCACAUCGCUCGAAGUAGAUGUCUUUGUCACCUCAUCCGCAGACGAAGCGCAAACACCAUUGCUGGCAAGACUACAAUGUGAUGAUCGAGUGAGCGACGGUGAAUCCGAUCAAGACAGUGUCGACAAGGAGCGCUUGCGGCAGACGGCGGUAAACGCUCACAGUGGCGUUGUGGUGCGAUACCGAUCCGGAAGACCUUGCAUGGAUCAGGUGCUCGAGGACAGCCUGGAACGUAUAUCAAUAGCUAGGGGCAGGCUAGCGAUACAAACCUGCGGUCCCGCAGCGAUGAUGGAGGACCUUCGAGCUGCGCUGGUGAGACGGUACGGCAUGGGAAAAUAUGACGUAUGGGGCAGCGAGGUAGAUCUUUGGGAGGACGGGUUCGUGUGGUAAAUGCGCGCAUUACUAAGCGCAAUGUACUUGGUUGUAUGACAAAGAGGACCAGAAUUUUGUAACACGAUGCCCCUUUCUCCCACGA
Filobasidium floriforme is the source of this 2500-nucleotide messenger RNA. Its product is annotated as ferric reductase like transmembrane component-domain-containing protein. NCBI's taxonomy places the organism in Eukaryota, Fungi, Basidiomycota, Tremellomycetes, Filobasidiales, Filobasidiaceae. Gene Ontology annotation, cellular component: plasma membrane. The transcript is spliced from 10 exons. Gene Ontology annotation, molecular function: ferric-chelate reductase activity. The coding region runs from base 148 to 2415 and encodes 755 amino acids. The record is from RefSeq and is a predicted model, not a curated record. Gene Ontology annotation, biological process: intracellular iron ion homeostasis; iron ion transport; copper ion import.